CUCCAUUCGGUGACAAUGCAAAACUAUGAUGACGAGACGACAACGCCUCAUAUGAUAAGCCCGAAAAGAAGGAAACUUGGAACACAUGCCGACAGCGAUGGCGCCACCGUCAAGCUGCACGUUCCAGCCGUAACAAUCAAGAUGGCCGCCGCCAACUCGAGUUUAUCUAGUGAAAUUCCAGCCAAGAAAGAAGAUGAAUUUAACGAAUUUUACACGGAAGUCAAAGAGAUCGAAAAACGUGACUCAGUUCUCACUCCCAAACAACAAAUAGACAGACUACUUCGACCUGGUUCCUCGUAUUUCAAUCUCAAUCCUUUUGAAGUAUUGCAAAUUGAUCCAGCUACUACUAUAGAUGAAGUCAAAAAGAAGUACCGGCGGAUGUCCAUUCUUGUUCAUCCAGAUAAAAAUCAAGAUGAUGCUGAAAGAGCCCAGCAAGCUUUUGAAAUUGUCAACAAAGCAUGGAAGACUUUGGAAAACGAGGAGACGAGAGCAAAAUGUAUGGAUGUAAUAGAAGAAGCCAAAGCUCGGACGGAUCAUAUGAUCACCGAAAAAAAGAAGAAAUUAAAAAAAGAAGGAAAAGACAGUGUUGGAGUCAAUUCCCUAGAAGAAGAGACCGAAGAAGGUUACACGCAUGCUGUGUGGGUCAUGACAAUGAAAUUAUUCGCAGAUAUGGAGCGUAGAAGACGGGAAUUAGCAACAAGAGAUGCCGAACAACGUAAACGAAAACGCGAGGAGGAACUAUCGGCAGAAGCGCAAGCGGCAAUGGAGAAGGAGUGGCAGCGCAAUUUCGAGGAAUCGAGACAAUCCAGGGUCGACAGUUGGAAAGCUUUUCAAUCGGGUUCGGGCAAUGCGACGAAACAGAAAAAGCCGAAAAAAAUGAAGGCGUUUAGGCCUCCUAAGACAAAGGCUGAAUCGCGAUAAUGCAGUUGUAAAUGUGAUUUUUGAACUUUUCCAUUUAAACUGUGUGUCUCAGCGUGAGCGUGUGUAUGUGUCUGACGAGUGAAUAACCAAAAUCAUGCAACAAGACGAUUAUAACGUGGAACAAAGAAAUGGAACAAAAGCAAACGAAAUCAUACCGAAAAUGUUUUUUUUUUUUUCGGGAAUCUGCGUUCUACAGAAAUUAAGAAAAGGAGGGAAAAAGCGGAAACGAAUAUCUGAAAUGUGUAUAUUUAUAUAUAUCAUGUGAACAAACACAGAAUUCAAUUGCUGUGUUUGUUUAUCCCAAGAUGUACACAAUGCACAAUUGUUGGAUACUUUUACGUAAUCGGUAUAAAAUUUUUUCCUGAUUCUAAACAUGUCAAAAUCUGUGAAACGUCAUUGUCGAAGCAAUCCAAAGGUUUGAGAAUAAACAAAAAAAUUUAAAGAUGAUAGAUCACAUUAUAGAAUCGAUUUGAUCAAAUUUUCACAAAAAAUUCUGUGAAUUAUUGUGGCUCAAUUGAAAUUAACAUACACUUCUAUCGGUACUUCUGUACCGACGUGCGUUCGCUCUCAAAAACAACAAUUAUAUAAAGUUAUUUAUAAUAUUUUUCACCAUGUGUUCUUCGACACUCUCCUGCUAUUUGAAAAGUGGUCUGAUUUUUUUUGGAUAAAUAUUCAAUGAAAUUGUAACUUCCAUUGAGGAUAUUAUUUGCAAUAGAACAAUGAAAUUUUAUAAAAAUAACUCUGUUUGCUCCUCUGCCCUGACUUCUACACUAGCAGCCUAAAAGAAUUCCAGUCACGAAAGAAAAAAAGGGAAUUUUUUUGCUGAAAGUAUAUUAAAAAAGAUACGGAACAUCAGAAGAGUCAAUUUUCUUAUAUUCCACAAUUAAUCAAAUCUGUCUCGAUCGAAGUGUUGAAACUGGUCUAAAAACAUGUGUACGGUAGAAUCUUAAUAAGUUAAAAUUCUUUGAAGACUAAGAAAACGUCUCUUGCUAUCUAUGACGUCUCCGACGUGUCUCUAAAAUAACCUCUUUUCCACCUUUUUAACGUUUUUUUUUUACUUUACUUGCAAGGGUUCCACCGUACAAAUAUAUAUACACAUACGUGUCAUCUGUGUAUAUCCACAUAUAGACGAGACUUAGAAAGUGAAAAACAUGGAAAAUCAAUUUUUUUUUCAACGGGUCUCCAAUUAAUCUGCCCUUCGAGCAAAAAAUGUGAGAUACAGCAAGAAAGAGAAAGGAUCUAUAGCAAAUAAUUAGACUGCCGGUCGAUCUUUGUUGCAACCGCUAUAACAAAUUAAUAUUAAAAUGAGAAUGAAAAUUAGCGACGAAACGUAUCAUGUAAAACAAUUAAAUAUACGGCGGUGCGUGAUGAAUUUUUCUGACGAGCAGCCAUCCUCGGAGAACCGUAAUAAAACAACUAUAUAUGAUACAAUAUACUUUUUCUUUUAAAAUAUAUUUUGAAAAUAGAGGGGAAGAGAGGAAAACAUUAUGCGCUCAGGUUACGGUGCCCGAAACCACCGAAACUUGCUUGCCUAACGAUAGUUUUACCGCGGCGCUGACAUCGCAUCUAAACUACUAAAAUCAAACAUUUCAAGUGAAAAAUCCAGAUAUAAUCUUACUUAAAUAUAUAUUUUGCACCUUUCAAUUUAAAAAAUUCCCAUUAAUACUCUUAACUCGUAAUAAAAAAAAUUGACCCCAAUUAACUACUCUGAAUAUUCAUAGUUAUGUGAGCAUCGGAUAUACCAAUUUUUAUAUCUUAUAUUGUGCAAUACUAUGACUGAGUUACACACGCGAUGCACAGAUGCAAUCAACUUGUUUAAUAUCGUUAGAGGCAACGUUUCGUUUUAUUUAUCAUGUAUCCAUUUCUCAAAUGGCUAUUUAUCCAUUCGAGUUUGUUGCGUAGAGCCGGGAAUGCGCAUUAUACGCACAGAUUGUCCAUUACCAUCCGGAGUCGCACGUGACUCGAAUGCGCCCGUCGACUUUAUCAUUAUAUCCGUAAACAGACUAUAGCUUUGCUUCCUAGCCAGCUAUAGUGCGAGAAUUCCUAAAACAAGUUUUAUUCCUAUCGAUUCGGCAAUAAUAUUCAUAAUAUUUUUGUAUGAAAUGAAUCUGAUCGUCAUUAUACAAAUAAACUUUUCGAUUUCUCCUA
This is a messenger RNA of Venturia canescens, 3069 nucleotides long. RefSeq names its product dnaJ homolog subfamily C member 8. Bases 16 to 921 code for a protein of 301 amino acids. The record is from RefSeq and is a predicted model, not a curated record. NCBI's taxonomy places the organism in Eukaryota, Metazoa, Arthropoda, Insecta, Hymenoptera, Ichneumonidae. The transcript is spliced from 6 exons. Gene Ontology annotation, cellular component: nucleus.